Messenger RNA from Labeo rohita (rohu), 1538 nucleotides. RefSeq names its product nerve growth factor b (beta polypeptide) (gene ngfb). NCBI's taxonomy places the organism in Eukaryota, Metazoa, Chordata, Actinopteri, Cypriniformes, Cyprinidae. Gene Ontology annotation, molecular function: growth factor activity; nerve growth factor receptor binding. The record is from RefSeq and is a predicted model, not a curated record. The coding region runs from base 285 to 1067 and encodes 260 amino acids. Gene Ontology annotation, biological process: neuron projection morphogenesis; positive regulation of collateral sprouting; regulation of neuron differentiation. The transcript has 6 exons.
AGUCAUCAUCAUUAACAACAGCACCCUGGACAUUCUGUGAAAUGUCUUCUUUCAUGUCCAACCGAAAAAUGAAAGCCAUACAGGAACGACAUGAGGAUUAUACUGAAGUCAAUCAGUUCAUGGUAUUAAUAGCAGUGGGAGGAACCAAAUUGCUUUUGAAAGGAAGUUUUUCAGGUUUCAUGCUGACUGGUGCUAAUCUGCUAGAUUUGAGGGUCUGGAAUUGCAUUCGUAUAGUUACAAAGGAACAAAGAAGAAUUAUGGAGAGGAAGUGACGGAGGAGAACAAUGAACAGAGAGGGUUGGAUGGACAGAUUGGAGAGGAGUGUAAAUGACAGUGGGAGAGGAGCUGGAAGCAGAAGAUGCCACGCUGGGAGAUACAUGUACCAUGAGGAGCACAGGAGAGCUACGCUAAAGACAGACGGGAGAAAACAGUUCACCUGGACACAUUUCACAGGUCACGCUGAGCCCAUGCGGUGGUCCAUGCUAGCCCUGCUGCUCUUGUCCUGCAGCCAGAUGUUUGCCCAGCGCCCAGGUGACAUCUGUCCCCAAAACGCAGACCGCGGACAGGAUGAUGUCACGGCCAUCCCUGUGCCGACCGUGGAUCCUAAACUCUUCAACAAGAGACGCUACCGCUCACCCCGCGUCCUGUUCAGCGAACAACCCCCCGACUCACAGCCAGCCGGGCACCAGACGAGGAGCAGGACGAAGAGAAAAGCAGGAGCGCCUCAACACCGCGGAGUUUACUCUGUCUGCGAGAGCGUUAGCGCUUGGGAAGGAAAUAAAACCAAAGCUACAGACAUCUCGGGCAAUGAGGUCACCGUCUUGCCUGAUGUAAUCAUCAACAACUCCAAGAAAAAGCAAUACUUUUUUGAGACCACCUGCAGCAGUGGGCGGACUGGAGGAUCCGGGUGUUUGGGGAUCGAUGCACGCCAUUGGAACUCGUACUGUACUAAUUCGCACACGUUCGUGCGAGCGCUGACUUCUUUCAAGAACCUUGUGGCGUGGAGACUCAUACGGAUCAAUGUAGCUUGUGUGUGCGUGCUGAGCCGAAAGUCUUGGAGACAAUGACAAACUGGCUGCUUUUUUAGGCCAGUGCCGGCCUUAUGAUAUCAAACUCGAUAUUCCUCCAUGUGAUGGUGGACAUUUUCCUUGUGCAAACCAUUAAUGACAACACAAGACAUAAAGCAGACCGUCUAAGGAGAAUAACUAUGAUGUGUUUUUGUCACUACAAUGGAAUGAGUUGGACUUUUUUCAAGGUUCUUUUUUUUAAGCAUUUCUGUCUUUUUAAAAUGUCUUCUUUUGCAGCAGUAUGAGAACAUGUACAUACGUUGUUGUGUGGUAAUUGUUAUUUAUUAAACCGCAUUAUUAUUGUCUAGUUUAUCUUGUGCGUAUCAGGAGACAAGGUUAUUUUAAAGCAACAUUGUGAGUAAAUUCAACAAGUCUGUCAUCAUUUACUCAUACUUGAAAACCUCAGUCUCUGUUCAUUGUAAUUGCAUUGAACUUUCAUCUUUUUUUGUUCUGUAGAAGAAAAAAUAAAGU